Messenger RNA from Sphaeramia orbicularis (orbiculate cardinalfish), 3412 nucleotides. Its product is annotated as glypican-5-like. Bases 281 to 2119 code for a protein of 612 amino acids. Gene Ontology annotation, cellular component: plasma membrane; extracellular region; cell surface. Gene Ontology annotation, biological process: positive regulation of canonical Wnt signaling pathway; cell migration; regulation of protein localization to membrane. The record is from RefSeq and is a predicted model, not a curated record. The transcript is spliced from 9 exons. Lineage: Eukaryota; Metazoa; Chordata; Actinopteri; Kurtiformes; Apogonidae.
AGGCAUGCAGACAGCCGACUACUGCAAAGUGUUGAGCGCGAGACAGAGCGGCUGUAGCCCACUGCACUGUGCGACUGUCCACGAGAAGACCCCACACCUCUGCAGAGAGCCACUCACACUCAUCCCAUCCAAUAAUGUGAAAAUUAGACGGAAACGUUUGUCAGAUGUUUAAACUCAUCGUCGCUUCAUACUUGAGUGCCGUGUCUUUUCCACAGUGUCCCAGUGUUUCCAGUCUGCUACAGAGGGAUAUCCACAAGGAUACCUGGUGUGAGAUGCGGCAAUGUCCCGAGGAGUAUGCCCACGCGUGAACUCUUACGGAUCCUUUUGGAUUUUCUCAGCGGUCGUAUUUUCGGUGUGUGUGACUUGCGUGGACUCGUACAGCUGUCAUGAAGUGAGGGCAGCCUUCCAGCUGCGGCAGGUCGGACCCCUGCACCGGGUCCCGGAGACACCUGGCACAGAUGUGGAUCUGCUGGUUUGCAAGCACCAAGGUCCAUCCUGCUGUACCCGGAAGAUGGAAGAGAGCUACCAGUUUGCUGUAAAACGAGAAACCCUCCACAACAUUCACUCUUACAGCUAUGAGCUUGAACACCUCAUCUCCGGACAUGCAGAUGCCUUCCAGGACAUGUUCCAGUACCUUCUCUCCUUCUCUCAGGGUCACCUGAGUUCUCUGUUGGAGGGAACGUACUCAUCUCUGUCUCGCCAUGCCCUGCCCCAUGUAAACCAGCUCUUCUCGUCUCUGUCCCACUACCUCCGUGGGGCCAAUGUCUCAGUGGAUGCAGCAGUUCACCAGUUUUUCAACAACCUGUUUCCACUCGUCUAUACACGACUGAUCAAUCCAGGGAUCGAAAGUAAUGUUAUGGUCGCAGGUGAAAUGAGUGACUGUCUGCGUAUGAUAAGACAAGAUGUCAAUCCUUUUGGUCCUCAUCCAGCUGUCAUGGCCCAAGAGCUGGCUGGAGCAUUGGGAGCUGGGAGACAACUGGGCUUGGCCCUGGAGGAGGGUCUGGAGGUGAUGAAUGCCACGGAACAUGUCAGCCUGAGCAAAGAGUGUGUGAAGGGCCUAGUGAAGAUGGUGUACUGCUCUCACUGCAGAGGCCUGACGCUGAUCAAACCCUGUGUGGGCUACUGUCUGAACGUUAUGCGAGGCUGCUUGGCCAGUGUAUCUGAGCUGGAUCAGCCCUGGAGGAGGUACACCAGCUUAUUGGAGCAACUAACCCAUGCUAUGGCUGGGCAGCACAGCCUGGAACUGGCCCUGCUGGGGGUCCGGGGACACGUCAACGAGGCUCUGCUCUAUGCACAGCUUCAUGGUCCACUCAUCACUGCCACGGUGGACAAGGUGUGUGGCCUGUCUACAGGGGAGCCCACUGGCAUGCAGCCUACAAGCUCAGAGGUCACAACCUCCACCAUGACCUCAUUUACUCCUCCUAUGUCUGCUGCCCCCUCACAGCCUCUACCAGAGCAGUGGAUAGGGAAGUUAGCUCACUUGAGGAGCUCGUUCCCCCUGAAACCCUCCAAGAACAAUAAACAUAGUCUGAGAACACUCUCUAGAGAGUUCCUGAUGUAUGUGCAGCGCUACAAGUCCUUCUUUGCAGCUUUGCCAGAGAUGCUGUGCGAAGGGGAGAAUGUUGUUGAUGACUCCAUGUGCUGGAGCGGAGACAACGUGGUGGAGAGUUAUACGAGCAGAGUGGUAGGAAAUGGUUUGCACGCCCAGAGGCAAAACCCAGAGGUCAAAGUUCGCAGUCCCAACCCUACCCUGGCUGAGGUCAAGGAGAGGUUGGAGCGCUUCAGUCAGGAGACCCAUGAGAGGUUUCCAAAACUGGGCCAGAUGGAGGCCUGGGAGGAGUUAGGCAGUGGGGAAACAGAGGAGGGCAGCACCACAGACUGCGAUGAUGAGGAUGGAUGUCAAGCCUCAGGAGACGGUCAAGAAAGGACAUCUCAUAUAGACGUCUCCAGUGAAGGAAAGUCCACAGGGAGACAGCCUGGAAGUGACGGCCCAUACGAGAGACCUGUCAAACCCACAUCAUUUAUGGUGAUAGGGAGCUCAUCGUCCACCAGCUGGCCACGACCCUGGGGCCUUGCACUGCUUCUCGCUGCACUUUGCUCACAGUGGACCUUAUUCUGAUGCCAGCAGCCUCUGUGAAGUCCCCUACUCUUGUCCUUUUAGGAACCACAUACAUGCACAGACACUUCCAUUUACAUAUCAUAUAAUAUCCCCCCCCCCCCCCCCCCCCCCCCCCCCCCCCGACUUCAACUUACGCGGAUGGACUAAAGAUGGAAAAAAUAACGGAAAGCUGAGAGAAGACUGCAUUAUAGGAGACUGUAAACAGGGGUUCACGGAGGAACAACAUCACCAAUUCAGGUGUUUGCACAAGCUGAUACCAUGCAUGUUCUUCUGCAAUGAUCUACAAGGCCUGCUGCUUCUUCUGUUCCGUAUACAGUCCAGUCCGGGCGACAAACACUAGAACAGCCCUACUGCUCCUCGCUUCACUGACACAGACUUUGUGGUUCAGAUUAGGACUGCAUCCUUCUGACUUUACUUAAAAACGCUAAUUCAUAUACAUACAUUUUUAAUCUGCCGAUACAUCUGUCUUCUUAGCGCUGCUGGUUUUUACUUAUCCUAUCAAGCUAAGGCCUCAUCACAGCCAUUGCACCAUUUGCCAGUAAGGCCGAAGAAUCCAGCUCAUUUGAAAAUUCAACUCGUUUUCUGUUUGAGGAUUAAAGAAUGCAUGAUGGAUUGAUAGAACAACCCCAUGUGUCUGGCCCAGAACAGCUGAUCUGAUAUACUAUAAUGACUGUGUACCUUGGCAGGGAUUAGGACGUAAUGAGUUCACAGGUAGAGCACAGGCACACUGGCAUGGCUGAACACAUUGUGCAGACAAACUAGGUGUGUAUAGUAUGUAACUGUAUAUAGAUGGAAAGAUAUGAUGUAUGAGGCUCUGACAAAAAGCUCAUUUAAGCUGAAAGGAUUCUUCUUCUUCUUUUUCUCCCUUACAUUAAAUAUGAAUACUGUGUGCAUAACCAUGCAAAAAAAAAAAAAAAGUCAGAUUUCAUUUGUAUCAUAAAGAAACCAGGAAUGUACACCAGUGGACACAGAGUAAAUGAACAAACUUUGGACAUUUAAACAAAAGUCUGUACAUUGAUGAUUUUACUAAUGUUUAUUGUGCAUCCAGUUUGUGUGUUUGCUUGUUGAAUUGCACAUUAAUGCAUGUAUAACCUACAAAUUUAACCACUGGAUCAGGCCUUUCUUUCAGGAAUCUGUUCAUCAAAAGCAGAUUUUGGAAAAAAAAAAAAAGUUUUUUCACAUCAUAGUGAUAGCAACAGCAGAACUUAACUUUUGUCUCUAAAACAAGGGCCAGAAAUGUGAGAAAAAGAGUAAGUUAGCAUAUCAAACAUAUGCAGAAUAAAUACCACUUAA